GGAACGGGAGCCACCCAAACUCGGCAAAAGCAUCCAUCCCCACCACGCGUCCACGCCCAAAUGCUGGCGACCACCUGCGGCGCGCCGCCGUGCCCGUGCGCACGGUCGCGGCGGCCCCCCACGGCGGCCUUUGGCGGAGGCUAUGGCAUUGGGCGCACCCGCCGCAGCACUAGGCCAAGGGCGCUGAGGAGAGCCGGGGUGGUGCGGUGCGGGCUGCUGCCCGUGGACCCGUGGGCGCCGACGAUGGACUCCCAGAGCGUGGCGUCGCAGCUCUUCGCCGUCUCGCUCUUCCCCUACCUGGGAUUCCUCUACUUCAUGACCAGGUCCAAAACCGCGCCCGGGCUCACGCUCUUCGGUUUCUACUUCCUCCUCGUCUUCGUCGGCGCCACCAUACCUGCUGGGAUUUAUGCAAAAGUUCAUUACGGAACCUCGCUGUCUAAUGUUGACUGGCUGCACGGGAGCGCGGAAUCGCUGCUUACUCUUACCAAUCUAUUUAUCGUUUUGGGCCUGAGGGGAGCCUUGAGGAAGCUGGAGGAAGAAGAGGACACGAACGGGAGGGUUUCUGAAGCUUCUCAAGACAGUAAAGAAAAAAGUUCUGUCUAGAUAGGUGUAUCAGUACCCCUGAUGGUGCAUUCAGUAACUAAGAGUGCGUGCAUUUCUUCUUUUGCUCAAUUAGUUAGUAAUGAUGUUUUGGGUGUAAAGAAAUCUGGCAAAUCAACUUUGUGCAUAUGCUGAGAAAAAAACAAUGUAUCUGCUGCAAUUCUGUGUAGUUGCAGUCUCCAGUUACGCUGUUGUGAGUAGUUGCAGUGUCCAGUGUGUAAUAGGCAAUGGUACUACAACUUCCAUUUGGAUAAUUAUUCACAUUCUGA
This is a messenger RNA of Sorghum bicolor (sorghum), 869 nucleotides long. RefSeq lists its product as uncharacterized. NCBI's taxonomy places the organism in Eukaryota, Viridiplantae, Streptophyta, Magnoliopsida, Poales, Poaceae. The transcript is spliced from 3 exons. The record is from RefSeq and is a predicted model, not a curated record. Bases 61 to 603 code for a protein of 180 amino acids.